AUGAUGAAAUCGCAGCUAGGUAAGGCUAUCGCCUCUACGCUCUCCCAGUUGACCACUAGACUAACUCAAUCUCCCAGUUUAUCCUCCCCCAAAUCAAGCACAACCGACCACCCCCUGCCCAACAACCUCCAAACAACAAUCUUCCUGACCGCCACCUACACACCAACUCCCACAUCCACUGCCACCUCUGGUACCCCCUCGGCAACACCGACCGGCCUAGGCUGCCCCCAAAGUCAAGGACAGCAUUACACCUCGAACAACAACAAGAAGUUUAUUACGCUUUGCGGGGUGGAUUACUCUGACGAUGGGGAAGCAAAGAAUAUUUCUAAUGCAAAGGUGAAGAGCUUGAGGGAUUGCUUGGAGUUGUGCUCGAAAAAGAAGGAGUGUACGGGGGUGGGGUGGGGGGUUAUGGAAGGGGAUAAGGUCGGGGAACAUACUUGCUGGAUGAAGAACGGGUUGAAUAGCAGCCAUGAGGCGAGGGGGGAUUGGGCGUUUGGGGUAUUAUUGGGGGAGUAG
Molecule: messenger RNA, 516 nt
Organism: Podospora anserina S mat+
Lineage: Eukaryota; Fungi; Ascomycota; Sordariomycetes; Sordariales; Podosporaceae
Exons: 1
Coding region: 1-516 (171 amino acids)
Source: RefSeq, a predicted model, not a curated record